Messenger RNA from Penicillium riverlandense, 579 nucleotides. RefSeq names its product gamma-glutamylcyclotransferase family protein. The coding region runs from base 1 to 579 and encodes 192 amino acids. The transcript has a single exon. Lineage: Eukaryota; Fungi; Ascomycota; Eurotiomycetes; Eurotiales; Aspergillaceae. The record is from RefSeq and is a predicted model, not a curated record.
AUGGAUAAAGAAAUACUGUCACAGAUGUCUCCCAUGGCACGAAAGUUCUACAAAGCAAAUAUGAGGACGGAUGCUGAAAAAGAGGCUGAUAGACAGUAUCAACCGUAUCAGCCCAGUCUUGAAACAACAGAUCCUGAUGACCUGCCUUCAUCUCCCUACCCCCCGGAAAUCACACUGAAAGGAUGGUACUUUCUCUACGGCAGUCUAAUGGAUCCAUCGACCUUGGCCAGAGUUUUGCAAGUAGCAGAGGCUCCCAGGCUGCGUCCUGCUCGUAUCAUCGGCUAUCAAAUGAGACUCUGGGGACCGUACCCUGCACUUAUCGAUGGGCCGACUGGCCAUGCGGUCGAGGGCGUGGCAUGCGAAAUCCUGACGCAGAAACACGUUGAUCGACUGAUCGCGUAUGAAACCGAGAAGUAUUAUAUCUAUCCCUGUGAAAUCGAGUUAUUAGAUGUUGGCAUUGGUCGCAAAGAAAUCGUCGAUGGCAAUUACUUCAAGUGGAAUGGAAAGCUGGAUGAAUUGCAGGAAGGGGAGUUCAGUCUGAAGGAAUACCUGCGACAGAAGAAACUGGAGGCGAUGUAG